AUGGGUAACGUGGACAAAUCACAAAUUCCAAGACCAUACAAAUGUCCACUAUGCUCUCGUGCAUUCUAUAGAUUAGAACAUCAAACUCGACACAUUCGAACACACACAGGAGAAAAGCCACAUGCUUGCAACCAUCCUGGCUGCGGAAAGAAGUUCAGCAGAUCAGAUGAAUUGACCCGUCACGUUCGUAUUCAU
This is a messenger RNA of Meira miltonrushii, 195 nucleotides long. RefSeq lists its product as uncharacterized. Lineage: Eukaryota; Fungi; Basidiomycota; Exobasidiomycetes; Exobasidiales; Brachybasidiaceae. The transcript has a single exon. The record is from RefSeq and is a predicted model, not a curated record. The annotation marks the transcript as partial. Gene Ontology annotation, cellular component: nucleus; cytoplasm. Gene Ontology annotation, molecular function: RNA polymerase II cis-regulatory region sequence-specific DNA binding.